Molecule: messenger RNA, 534 nt
Organism: Drepanopeziza brunnea f. sp. 'multigermtubi' MB_m1
Lineage: Eukaryota; Fungi; Ascomycota; Leotiomycetes; Helotiales; Drepanopezizaceae
Source: RefSeq, a predicted model, not a curated record
AUGUGCACCCAGCAGAUAACGACGCAUGCGCCCUGCGGGCAUCACACGAGACCCAAGCCGAGGUAUUGCAGAUACAGGUUCAACAUCGGGCAUCUCAUCUCCUGCAUCAUGGUGCGUUCGGAAGCGCAAUGCUCGAAGAGAAAGUGCCCAUUUCAGACGGGGGAGGGAGAAGGGACGAAAGGGGUGGCUGAGGCACAGGGAGCCGCCGGGCUGAGGAGGACGAGCAGUGUUUUGAGUGAGCUCAGCUUGGUCGAGGUGGAGAUGCAAGGGGAGAGCGAGUGGAGGAAGAAGCUGAGAGGGAGGGUGAAGAAGGAGAAGAAGGAGAGAGAAAAAGAGAGGGACGAUGAAGAAGGAGAGAGGAAAGGAGAGGGAGAAGACGAGGGAGCUUGGCUGGGCCUGGAAGCGAAGAAGGGACGGGCAGUGGUGGGUUUGGAGGCGGCGGGACGAAGUGCGGGAAAAGGCGAAACCAAAGGGGACGGGGUCGUGAGGUUGGAUUUGCAGGUGGGAGAAGAGGCAAGAGAGAAGACGGAGUGA